AGGUACCGAGUCUGACAGCAGCACGUUAAAGCGCCAUGGAGGAUGAGGACCUGAAAUCUGCCAUCAACGUCGCCUGGGUGCUCCUGUGCACCGCGCUUGUCUUUUGGGAGCAGGCCGGCUUUGCCAUGUGGGAGGCGGGCUGCCUCCGCUCGACCAGCUUGCACUCAAUCCUUCUGAAGAACAUGUGCGACGCCGCCAUCGGCGCCGCGGCUUUCUUCACCCUCGGCUACGCCAUCGGCUUCGGUGGAGGCGCCGACCACAAAUUCGCCGGCAACGACAAGUUCUUUCUCAAGGGCGUGGCUAUUGACGACUACCACAUCGUCUUCUUCCAGUGGGCCUUCGCCGCCACCGCAGCCACUACCGUGAGCGGCUGCAUGGCGGAGCGCACCCAAUUUGCCGGCUACCUGAUCUACUCCUUUUUCGUCACCGCCUUCAUCUACGCUGUCCCCUUGCACUGGCUGUGGGCCGACGCCGGCUGGCUGUGCGCGUGGGGCGACAACGCCGCCUUUGGCUACGGCAUGAUCGACUUCGCCGGCUCCGGCAUUGUGCACAUGCUGGGCGGCGCCGCGGGGCUGGUCGGCUCGUAUGUCGUGGGCCCGCGCGCGGGCAGGUUCACGGACAAGGGGCCGGUGCAGAUCGAGGGGCACUCGAUCACCCUCACGACGCUCGGCGUCUACUGCCUCUGGUUUGGCUGGUUUGGCUUCAACGCCGGCUACACGCUCGAACCCUUACGGGGCGGGGCAUUCAUCGGCAUCGUUUCCGGGGGCCGUUUUUUUGCGGCUUGUGGGCGGCUGCACGAGCGGCUUCGGAUCGACGACCCCGUGCACGCCGGCGCGGUGCACGCGUGGCCCGGCUUCUGGGGCUGCAUCGCGUCGGGCCUCUUCGCGUGGCCCAAGCAGGUGGCCACGCUGGGCUACGUGGGCGGCGGCGGCCUCUUCUACACGGGCCACGGGGGCCAGUUCGGGACCAACGUGCUCGGCACGCUUGUCGUGCUGGCUUGGACGGUGGCCACCUCGUCCAUCGUCUUCGGGUCGCUCCAGGCCGCCAAGCUCCUGCGCGUGACUGCGGAGGAGGAGGAGAUGGGCGUCGAUCUCGCCGAGCACCUGCCUCGAGACGGCGUCACGCCUCUCAAGUCCAAGAUGAUGGGCGCCGUGAUGAGGCACCGCGGCAGCGGCAGCGGAGCCUCGUCGCGAGCUUGCGGCGCGAGCGAGACUACCGCAACUUACGCCUGACGAGGGCAUGCGACUCUCGGUGCACGGUGGCUGUGGCAAAGACUGGUGGCCGUGCGGACGCGAGGCUUUGCGGCGGGGCAAGGUGGGGAGGUCGGGCGGACGGGGUGGGUGGGACGGGUGCGGGCGGGGAGGCUCUGUGGCGACCGGAGGGUGGCCGAAGAGCGAGCCACAGGCGAGACGCCUGCAGCCUGCACGCCGUCUCAAAAAGAAGCACGACGUGGGAACGCACGUAAUCCUAGAAGUCGUAGGACUG
Molecule: messenger RNA, 1485 nt
Organism: Emiliania huxleyi CCMP1516
Lineage: Eukaryota; Haptophyta; Isochrysidales; Noelaerhabdaceae
Gene: AMT10
Product: putative ammonium transporter
Exons: 4
Coding region: 36-1232 (398 amino acids)
Biological process (GO): ammonium transmembrane transport; ammonium homeostasis
Cellular component (GO): membrane
Molecular function (GO): ammonium channel activity
Source: RefSeq, a predicted model, not a curated record